AUGCUUGUGUCUCGAAUUUGUUUACCUCCAGCGCUUACCACCUCUUCCACCACCACCGUCCCCCCACCUCCUGCCUGCAGCCGUAGUGCGCCAGCAACCGUUCACAGCACCAAUCAGUGGCUCACUGAGCUCGAAUUUAGUGAAACAAAACUGGAAGCUUUGGCUUUGAAACUGCUCUGUGAAGGCUUAAAAGAUCCAAAUUGCGAAGUACAGAAUCUCAAGUUGUCUGCUAGUUUUCUCCCUGGAAGCUCAGAGACUAUUGGCAGAUAUCUUGCCUCUGUUCUCAUUUGCAAUCCAAACCUCACCGAGCUGGACCUGAGUGAAAAUCCCCUGGGGGACACAAGGGUUAAGUAUCUCUGUGAGGGUCUCAGACAUUCGAACUGUAAGGUGAAGAAGCAAGAAGUUGCUGCUGCCAAGGAUUAUGGGAACCCUAAGUCCUCCUUCACAUCAGAAGUGCUGAACUGCCCAGGAAGACUUGAGUCAGUGGAAGAGGCUUUGGAGGUGGGGGUGCUGGUGCCUCCCAGUGGCCCAACACCUGGGGCCAAGAAGGGACCCCAGAAUGUGGUCUGUCUUGGUCAAGUUAAUGGAGUGCAAGUGACCAUCCCAGACAGUUUUGUGAAUGUGACUGUUGGAUCUGAUGUCACUCUCAUCUGCACCUACACCACCACUGUGGCCUCACUGAACAAGCUCUCCAUUCAGUGGACAUUCUUCCAUAAGGAGGAGUCACAACCAGUUUCUCACAGCCCAUGCCUCAAUAUUGAGAAAAAGGCAGUCAGUCAGUGUCUAAAACUGGUGCAUGCAAGAGAUGCUUGGGGAAGAUGUAGUUGGACCUCUCAGAUUUACUAUUCUGAAGGUGGACAAGCUACAGCCAUAGGAAAAUUUAAAGAUCGCAUUGUAGGGUCCAACGCUUCAGGUAACGCAUCCAUCACCAUCUCGCAUAUGCAGCCAGAAGACAGUGGCAUCUACGUCUGUGAUGUUAACAACCCCCCUGACUUUUUCGGCAAAAAUCAAGGCACCAUCAGUGUCAGCGUGUUAGUCAAACCUUCUAAGCCCUUCUGCAGCAUCCAAGGAAUAGCAGAAACUGGCCAUCCUAUAUCUCUUACUUGCCUUUCGGUGCUUGGAACACCUUCCCCUGUGUACUACUGGUAUAAACUUGAAGGAAGAAACAUCGUCCAGGUGAAAGAAAACUUCAACCCAGCCACCGGGAUUUUGUUUAUUGGAAACCUGACCAGUUUUGAACAAGGUUAUUACCAGUGCACCGCUAUUAACAUCCUUGGCAAUAGUUCCUGUGAAAUUGACCUAACUACUUCAUAUCCAGGAACUGGAAUCAUUGUUGGGGCCUUUGUGGGGACCCUGAUAGGUGUCAUCAUUAUCAUCUCUGUGGUAUGGUUCGUGAGGCGUAAGGUAAAGGCGAAGGGGAAGGAAAGGAAGAGGAAUUCUAAAACCACCACAGAACUCGAACCAAUGACAAAGAUAAACCAAAGAACAGAGGGUGAGACAAUGCCACAUGAUGAUGUCAUCCAACUCGAAGCUGCCCUUCCGUCUUCCAUCCAUGAGACUGAGCCUGAUACCACCCUGGGGCCAGAUCAUGAGCCUGUCCCCGAGCCUGAGCCUGCCUUGCAGCCUACUGUGGAGCCACCCUCUGGGCCUGAGCUUGUCCCCAUGUCUGAGCUCGAGAUCCAGCUGGAGCCGGAGCCUGCGCCCCAGCAGGAGCCCCAGCCCUUGAUUGUAGAUGAGCCAUUUUCUGAUGAGGAGAAGGGGGAGAUUAAGCCAUAG
Molecule: messenger RNA, 1776 nt
Organism: Dama dama (fallow deer)
Lineage: Eukaryota; Metazoa; Chordata; Mammalia; Artiodactyla; Cervidae
Gene: VSIG1
Product: V-set and immunoglobulin domain containing 1
Exons: 12
Coding region: 1-1776 (591 amino acids)
Biological process (GO): maintenance of gastrointestinal epithelium; epithelial cell morphogenesis
Cellular component (GO): plasma membrane
Source: RefSeq, a predicted model, not a curated record